Triticum dicoccoides is the source of this 730-nucleotide messenger RNA. RefSeq names its product NEP1-interacting protein-like 2. The transcript is spliced from 5 exons. Lineage: Eukaryota; Viridiplantae; Streptophyta; Magnoliopsida; Poales; Poaceae. The record is from RefSeq and is a predicted model, not a curated record. Bases 1 to 528 code for a protein of 175 amino acids.
AUGGCCUCUUCGCUCUCGUGUGGAGCACUAACCGGAGCAGUCACCGGCGCGCUGGCGGGCAGAGCCUCCGAUAGCGGCGUUCUCCGGGGAGCUAGAUCUGGAGCUAUCACCGGGGCUGUCCUCUCCAUCGUGGUUCUCCAGGCAUCUCGCGCCUACUGGUGCUCGGACCGGCUCGGCGCGUCAUCCAUGUCCAUGACAGAUUUCAUAGAGCAGCUCCUUCAUGCCCGGUUUGAGCAACAGCGGCUUGGAUUUUCAGCACAUACAUCACACCAGUCGCAGGCCAGCAUAUCCGACUUUGGUCACGAUGAUGCGUAUGAAAUCUUCGGAGACAUUUCAUUGAGAGGGCUUUCGCACGAGUCCCUGAAGAAAUUGCCACACUAUGUGGUAACUGAUCAGGAUAUGGUAGCUGGCGAGACAGCAAGGAGGUUGCCGAAUUGCUCCCAUACUUUUCACCAGCCCUGCGUGGACAAAUGGCUCUUUACCCACGGUUCUUGCCCUGUGUGUCGGCAACAUGUGCAGCGUAUAUAGGAAUACAUGCAUUUUUUACAAUCGAGUUCUCUGUCCUAGAAGGAAUUAAUUAUGUAAAAUAUCUGCUCUCAUACAAUGUAGAAAGGGAGAGGAGAGAGAGUAUACACACACCGCGUACUCCAAGCAAGUGGAUCUUUACAUCUGACAUUUUAUCUUACAUUCCGCGGAAAAUGUUGUGUGGAAACGUCUGCCAUAGAAUGUA